Histoplasma capsulatum G186AR is the source of this 940-nucleotide messenger RNA. RefSeq lists its product as uncharacterized. The transcript is spliced from 2 exons. Gene Ontology annotation, biological process: translation. The record is from RefSeq and is a predicted model, not a curated record. NCBI's taxonomy places the organism in Eukaryota, Fungi, Ascomycota, Eurotiomycetes, Onygenales, Ajellomycetaceae. Gene Ontology annotation, cellular component: mitochondrion. Gene Ontology annotation, molecular function: ribosomal large subunit binding. The coding region runs from base 32 to 940 and encodes 302 amino acids.
CAUCUCUCCCUACACGCGCCACGCAUUAGCCAUGUCUCCUGUUAUUCGCUCUUUCAAUUCAGAGAUUUGCUCCCUUCUCGCCUCCAGAACCACAAGCACCAAUGGCUCGUUGCAUUCGCUCGCACACCCGUUAAGCUACCGCAGCUCCAGCAUCAUCUCCAGGAAGUCCGCUCUUCAAACAUCUUUUUACAGCAGCCUACUUGCUCUACCUCGCGCAACCGCACCAGGUUUCCGUCUACAACCCUUCUCCACAACUUCCAACCUCUCCAAGAAAAAGGACAAGGGCAACAAACCUUCCUCCCGAAACUCCGACAGUGGGCCGGGCAAUAGCGCGGUAGAUGGAGCAGGACUAGAUGCCAAUGACCCAUUUGGUUUCACGCAGCUGGAGAACGAUAUAGCGGUGGCGGUGCAGAGACUGAAAGAUGACAUUUCGAAGUUAAGAGCAGGCGGCAGGUUUAAUCCGGAAGCGAUUGAGUCGUUACGAGUGGCGGUGAUGAAGGGUGAUGGUAAAGGGACCAAGGAGACGGUGAAGCUGGGAGAGCUGGCGCAGGUUAUUCCCAAGGCAGGGAGAAUGCUGACUAUAUUGGUAGGGGACCAAGCGUACAUAAAACCCAUAACUUCAGCCCUCCUCUCGUCUAACCUAUCCCUAAACCCUCAAUCCGACCCGCACAACAGCCUACAGCUCAACGUCCCCAUCCCGCCACCUACCAAGGAGUCACGCGACCAGUCAGUUAAGGAUGCGAAGGCUGCCAUGGAUAAGGCAUCUAAUGCAGUGCGCAACGCCCGUGGCGCUAUAAACAAGAAGCUGAAGAACAUGGGCGUCAAGAAACUUGUGAGGCCGGAUGAUUUGCACAAGCAGAUAGAGAAGAUGGAAAAAAUUGCUGAGAAAGGGCAGAAAGAGGUUAAAGAAGUUUUUGAGGGGGCAAAAAAUGUUCUGUAA